AUGAACUUAUCUAAACCUUCUUCUUCUUCUUCCGCUGUGGACGCCCCUGGCUUACUUUAUGCUGGGUUUAAUCAAGACUUUGGUUGUUUCGCAGUUGGGUUGGAUAGUGGGUUCAGAAUUUAUAAUUGUGAUCCUCUAAAAGAAAAAAUGCGAAAGGAUUUUGACGACGGUGGAAUAUCGAUCGUCGAAAUGUUGUUUCGUUGUAAUUAUCUUGCACUAGUGGGCGGAGGAAAAAAUCCAAAAUACGCACCAAACAAAGUGAUUAUAUGGGAUGAUUUGAAAGGCAAAGGAAUUGCGGAAUUGGAAUUUCGAACCGAAGUGAAGAAUGUUAAGUUGAGAAGGGACAGGAUCGUUGUUAUCCUUUCCAACAAAGUUUUUGUGUAUGUCUUCAGUGCUAAUCCGCAGAAAUUACACACUUUUGAAACGAUUGAUAACGAUAAAGGUUUGGUCGCUCUUUCGUCAUCACCAAAUCAUGCUAUAUUGGCGUUUCCCGGUCGACAAAAGGGUCAUAUUCAAAUCGUAGACCUCAAUACCUUCCAUGCAACUACGGCAGUUACAAGUAAUAAUUCUAACACCCUACCUACACACUCAUCAUCGACCACUUCUUCAUUUCCACAUCAUAGAAAUUCUUUUUCAUCAAGUCAUAAUGAUGCUGCACAAUUUCCAAUCAUGGAUAGGAGACCAAGUGUAUCAAAUUCCGCAAAGAUAAAAAAUUCCAAUUCAAUAAAUUCAAGUGGGAGUACAACGGUGAUGACGGCAAAUGUCAGUAUCAUUCCCGCACAUAGUGGAAGGUUGAGUUGUUUAUCUUUGAACUCUGAUGGAAGUAAAUGCGCUAGUGCCAGCGAAAAGGGUACACUAAUAAGAGUUUUUGACACUUCAUCUGGUAAAUUAUUAAAUGAGCUACGAAGAGGCGUUGAUCGAGCGGAAAUAUAUAGUAUCGCGUUUAACCAAGAUUCUACGCGUCUUUGUGUAUCUUCUGACAAAGGAACAGUACAUAUCUUUAAUUUGGACGCAAUUUGGGGAAAUGGCGUAAGCCAAUCUCCCAAUAAUGGAGCACCGUAUUAUGGAGAAAUCAUCAACAAUCCGAAAACGUCACCAUCACCAAGUGGAAACCGACAAUCGAGCCUUUCAUUUAUGAAAGAUAUACUUCCAAAAUAUUUUUCAUCGGAAUGGUCUUUUGCGCAUUUUAAAGUUAUGGCAGAUUGUCGAUGCAUUUGUGGAUUUGGUCAAGAAAAAAACUCUGUGAUCGGUUAG
Molecule: messenger RNA, 1254 nt
Organism: Funneliformis caledonium
Lineage: Eukaryota; Fungi; Glomeromycota; Glomeromycetes; Glomerales; Glomeraceae
Source: the annotation of a GenBank genome assembly